AUGAGGACUCGCCGCGGCACCGUUCUGCGGCCGCCGGCCAAGCCCGCCGAGGAGGAGGAUGGCGGGGAAGAGGAGCUCGGCGUCCUGGCAGAGGAGGCGGAGGAGGACUUCCAGGAGGCGCAGUUCCAGGCGGUGAUGGCGGCCCUGGAGAGCGGGGAGGAGGCUGGGGACAGCGGGGAGGAGGAGGAGGAGGAAGAAGUGCUGGGGCUGCAGCUGCCCGAGGAGGACAGUGAAGAGGAGGAGGAGGAUGGACUCGGUGAGGAAGAAGGGGAGGAGGAGGUACAAGGAGUGAAUCUUUACGUGGACCAUAGUGCUGAAGAGGAUGUAGGAGAGGAGGAGGAGGAUGGACACGAUGAGGAAGAAGGAGAGGAGGAGGUACAGGGACUAAAUCUUUAUAUGGACCAUAGCGCAGAAGAGGAUAAAGGAGAGGAGGAGGAGGAGGGAGAAGGUGAAGAGGAGGAGGAAAAUGAGCUUGAAGAUGAGGUUGAAGAUGAAGAUGGGGACCUGUCCAUGGAAAGCGACUUGGAGGAGCGCCACCAGGACACCGGCCUCCCCCAUGAGCUCUCCUGGGGCCAACGCAAGCAGCUCUACUACGACACAGACUAUGGGAGCGAUGCCCAGGCCAAAGGCAAGCGUAGGCAGCAAGAAGUUGAUGCUGAGGAGGAGGAAGAGGAACAGGAGGCUCAAGUGAUCCAGAGACGGUUGGUGCAGGAAUUAAGGGAAGAUGAUUACGGGCUGGAUGUGAUCCAGGGUUAUCUGGCUGAGCAGCAGAAAGCCCACGAUAGCAAGGGACAGAAGAUUGACAAAGAUUUGCAGGCCCUUUCCAAGAAGGAGCAACUGAAGCUGCUGAAGCAGGAAUCCCCUGAGCUCCUGCAGCUGAUUGAGGACUUUGAAGUCAAGCUCAUGGAGCUCAAGGACGAACUGCACCCGCUGCUGCAAAUGGUCAAGCAGGGCACUAUCCCGCAAGGGAAAGGCAGUCGCUAUUUGCAGACCAAGUAUCAUCUCUACUUGAAUUACUGUGCCAAUAUCAGUUUCUAUUUGCUUUUGAAAUCCAAGAGGAUGUCGGUUCAUAGUCACCCCGUGAUUGAACGGCUGGUUGCUUAUAGAAACAUAAUCAAUGACUUAGCUGUUAUAGAUCAAAAGUUAUCCUCACAAGUUCGUAUGCUUUUGAAAAACUACUACGACAAGAAGGAAGAUAAAGUACAGAAGGAGAAGAAGUUUGCGGUGUUUCUCCCACUGGAUGUUAAGAAAAACAAACCAAAACGUGCUCCUGUGCUUGCUAAUGGCCAAGCUACUGCUGAGGAACCGUCAGAUGAGUCUGAGCUGGACGAAGAGGCUGCUCUAAAAUACUAUCAGGUGAUGGAGGAGAAGUUGAAACUCAAGAGGAAGAGAACUGAAGACCAAGAGGCGCUUGAAGAAGAAGCUACGUUGGAAGGAGAGGAUCCAAAUAAAAAGAGAGGUGUGACCUACCAGAUGAUCAAGAACAGAGGCCUCACGCCCAAGAGGAGGAAGAUCGAUCGCAACCCCAGGGUCAAGCAUCGGGAGAAGUUUCGGCGAGCCAAGAUUCGCCGCAAGGGCCAGGUGCGUGACGUUCGGAGGGAGCUGCAGAGAUACGCCGGGGAACCGUCUGGCAUUCGCGCAGGAGUUAAGAAGAGCAGGAAGCUUCAGUGAUCCUUGUUUGGCUCCUUUUCUGAGAGCUGCAAGUAGCUCUACUGAAUAUAAUAAAAAUUU
Messenger RNA from Antrostomus carolinensis (chuck-will's-widow), 1731 nucleotides. Its product is annotated as UTP3 small subunit processome component. The transcript has a single exon. Bases 1 to 1671 code for a protein of 556 amino acids. Gene Ontology annotation, biological process: maturation of SSU-rRNA from tricistronic rRNA transcript (SSU-rRNA, 5.8S rRNA, LSU-rRNA). Gene Ontology annotation, cellular component: small-subunit processome; nucleolus. The record is from RefSeq and is a predicted model, not a curated record. Lineage: Eukaryota; Metazoa; Chordata; Aves; Caprimulgiformes; Caprimulgidae.